Molecule: messenger RNA, 285 nt
Organism: Diversispora eburnea
Lineage: Eukaryota; Fungi; Glomeromycota; Glomeromycetes; Diversisporales; Diversisporaceae
Source: the annotation of a GenBank genome assembly
AUGGUAUGUUCAUAUCUUAAUUUAAAGUUCCUUGAUUUGGAAGGUUGUGAAAAUAUUAGUGAAAAGCUCGUGAAACAGCUUAAUCCAAAUUCUGAUGAUGAUACUUCGGAUUCUAAUGAUGAUACUUCAGAUUCUGAUAAUGAUACUUCAGAUUUUGAUUCAAAUAUCAACUCACAGAGUGAGGACCCACCUCCACUUAUUCCAACCUUUACUGAUAUAUUGGAUAAAAACAGAUUUAUUUCUGAUCUUAUUCGAGCUACUCAUCAUUCAUGGCAAGAACUUUAG